This is a messenger RNA of Cyprinodon variegatus (sheepshead minnow), 325 nucleotides long. Its product is annotated as nucleolar GTP-binding protein 2-like. NCBI's taxonomy places the organism in Eukaryota, Metazoa, Chordata, Actinopteri, Cyprinodontiformes, Cyprinodontidae. The transcript is spliced from 3 exons. The record is from RefSeq and is a predicted model, not a curated record. The annotation marks the transcript as partial. Gene Ontology annotation, cellular component: nucleolus.
CACAGAUCGAGUCAAGGGGGCAGGCGGGAACAACAUGAGGGACAGAUCCACCAUCAAGCGUCUGAAUAUGUACAGACAAAAACAAAGAUGUAACAAACAAGGGAAAGUGAUUAAACCUCUACAGUACCAGUCUACUGUAACUCCAGGAACAGUCGCCAGAGUUGAACCCAACAUCAAAUGGUUUGCAAACACUCGAGUGAUAAAGCAGUCAUCCCUGCAGAAGUUCCAAGAAGAGAUGGGGGCGGUGCAGAAGGAUCCAUAUCGUGUGGUGAUGAGGCAAAGCAAACUGCCCAUGUCUCUUCUCCAUGACAGAGUCAAAGCUCAU